CAGCAGCCAUAUAAAAACAUGUCCAAUGCAGGAGUGAGAAGAAAUGAGCAUUUCUUGUACUGCUUUUGUCAGAGUUGAGACAUUUCAGAGAGAGUCUGCUGUGUCUGAAGGCACAAGAGGAUACUCAGCAUAACAAGCAAAGACAACCAUGGCAGUUCUGAGGAUUACGCUUUGUGCUGCCUUCAUGGUGACUCUGGUGCUGUCCAAACCAGUCUGUGUAAGUAACUGUGAGGAUUCAUCAGAGUCCAGUGAGGCAGACUCAUCAGAGGAGACUGCCACUCACGUCGAGCCUUCACAGGAGCCCCUGCAGCCAGCGUUCACAGAGACAGACAUGCCUAAUGCCAUUGAAGAGACGAACUCCCUGGAUGCUGCAGCCCUACUUCCCUCUGCAGACCCAGGACCUUCACCAGCUACACCUGAUACCUCAGCCCUGCCAAACACCGAGGACCCACAAACCUCCACUGACACAGUGCCUUUACAACUCAUGCCAGAUGAUCCAUCACAAACUGCUCUGGGUGCAGACUAUCCUCAGGACAUGCCCGAUUCUGAUCCAGCACAGGACUCGCCUAACACUGACAAUGUGCAAGGUCUACCACAUACAGAGGUCUCACGACACCCAGGGCUUACAGAUACAGUCAUAGCUGUUGGUGGCACAGAUCAACCACAAGUUACCACCACCACAACCACCAUCACCACAUACCAGAGAUUCCCCCAGGGUGCCACUCCACCCUUUCCUCCACAUAUAAUCAAACCAACACCUCCACCAUUCCACAGAGCCCCACCCCUGCCAAUCCCCAUUGGCACCGCUCUGACUGGUGUUCCUGUUUGUUUCACUUUCCAGUUUGCAACCACUGAGCCAGAGCCACCUAGAGGAGACAGCAUUUGACCCUGUCAGGAACAGUUAUCCAUUUCAGUUGUAGUUCUAUUUUAGGUUUAGUUUUUAGUAAGUAGUGCUGUCUUGAUACUUUAUCAUUGUACUAUCAGGUUCAGAUAUCCAGAGUGUGCCUGACUUGAUGUGCAUUCCCUUCAUUCGUAGUUAAUUUGUUAUAA
Molecule: messenger RNA, 1050 nt
Organism: Epinephelus moara (kelp grouper)
Lineage: Eukaryota; Metazoa; Chordata; Actinopteri; Perciformes; Serranidae
Product: mucin-2-like
Exons: 3
Coding region: 149-886 (245 amino acids)
Source: RefSeq, a predicted model, not a curated record